Messenger RNA from Paramisgurnus dabryanus, 1842 nucleotides. Lineage: Eukaryota; Metazoa; Chordata; Actinopteri; Cypriniformes; Cobitidae. The record is from RefSeq and is a predicted model, not a curated record.
AUGGAGUUGAUGGUAUUGUUGGUUCUGGGGGUGUUGAUUGCCUUGGCAGAUUCCAUGGGUGCAUCGUUAAAUUCACCGACAAUCAUCAGAUAUAGUAGGGAAUUUCUGCUACAGUGGAAUAUCCCUGAGGUAAAUAAACCUUCAGAUCUAGUCCUACCUGACUGGAACAACUUUAAAGAACUACGAUGUGGAGGAAGUAAUCCUACAGGUGCUUAUCCACGCCGACCCAGGAAACGCGGUAAGCGAGGAGGAGUUCGGGUAAAACUGAGGAAGCAGUCUCUCUCCCGCAUUCCUUUGCCGUCAAUCAUCCUGUCUAAUGCGCAAUCUCUUCGGAAUAAAACGGACGUGUUGCAAGCGCAGGUUCGUCUCCAGCGGGAUUUUAGAGAUUCAUGUCUGUUGGCCAUCACAGAAACGUGGCUUUCAGAUAGAGACUCGGACUCGGACAUUACUAUGGACAGGUUUGGAGCUCCGGUGCGCUUGGACAGAGAUGCCGUUGCUUCGGGCAUGUCACGAGGUGGAGGAACAUUUAUCAGAGCAGUUGCGUUACCAAAUGCAGUUAUGCUUUUUGUCAGAGCCGUUUGGAAUGAAAAUGGGAAAGAAAUGGAGGGGACCAUCCCUGAUGCCUGGGUUAAUGUAGCUGAGAAAACCCUUCGGUGGCCAAAGAAGAGAGCAAAGUAUUGUUUUGAAAACCAUGUGGCCCCUAAGGAGGACUGGGAAACUUUCCCAUUAUUGAAAGUGAAAUUUACUGCAGAAAGUCUCCAUGAGUGUGAGGAGUAUGAUCAAACCAGCCAUGCUGAACAAUGUGAAGAUGAAGACGAAGAGGUUGUUGUGCAAAAGAGGAAGAAAAAAAUGAACAAUUCUGAAGAUUUCGUUGAAGGAUCUGACUUGUCUGAUGCGACUGCUGAGGGGGAGGAUAAAGAAGUAAGGAAAGGAGAUGCCUGUCCUAAAAUUCCAGCCUUUCCCACCCCACCAAUGAAAAUAUCAAAGAAUGGUACAUCUAGGUCUGUGGGCCGUGACAAGUCAACUUGUGGUUUGUCAAGGUCCAGUUCUAUGAGCCGGGACAGUUCAAGUAGUCGUUCGUCCACGUCCGUGGGCCAGGACAGUUUAAGUAGUGUACCCAGGUCCCAGGCUGUGGAGAGCAAGUCCAUAGAUGGUCUUACACAUGAAAGUUCCAAAUACAAUAGGACUGUGCCAACCACAUUCCCGAUGUCAGAAGCGAAAUUCCAAAAAAUAGUACUCACAAAGCUGGUGACUCUGACUGAUGAAGUCAAAAAACUGCAGAGGAGCAUGCCUCACUCUGGAAUUGAAAUAACAAGGAUGGACACCUUGGAAGAGUUCCAGAGGGAGGAGGCUUCUCUUCAGGAAACAACUAAAUUUGAAACCUUGGUUUGUCAGCUGGCAAGAGUGGGGGGUAAAGACAUUAAAGACUGCACGUACAAAAUGUUGGACAGGCUCCUCACCAAUCAACUGAUGACCCUUUUCAACAUGAAGGGGAAGGGCAAAAAAGAGAAAAUGCGAUUUGAAGGCACAAAAUUGUUUUCAGCAAUAAAAGCUGCUGUCAUGAAAUGGGAUAAGGCAGCAACAGAGGCCCAAAUAAAGUCUGCUGCAGCCGAUCAUCUUAAGCAUGCCCCCGGGAGAGUCGGGGGUGGUGGCUAUAAAUGAGUUUUUUACCUUAGCAGCCACAUUUAGUUAAUUGUUACUUUAGUGAUAUGUUGUACUCCAUAAUUUAUGUUAAAGUAUUAUAGUGGAAGUGUGUGAAUUGAUAUUUUUACUUUUCUGCCUUUUUAUGCUUUAUUGUGUUAAUUUAUACUUUACUGUUCUCCCUGUUACGUUUUGGUCCAG